Messenger RNA from Peronospora farinosa, 2214 nucleotides. Lineage: Eukaryota; Oomycota; Peronosporomycetes; Peronosporales; Peronosporaceae. The record is from the annotation of a GenBank genome assembly.
AUGAUGCAUAUACAACGGCUUGUAAACUCUGUGCAACGAUCCUUUCCUGGUCGUUGUUUCUAUGCCUCACCACUGCUUCCCCAGCAACAGGUAAAAUGCUUUGCAGCGAUAGACUCGUCCUGGGAGUGGCUUAAGGACCCAAAGAGUCCUCAACUGCAACGUUUCCUUGAGUUAGAACGCAAUUAUCUAGCAAAUCAAGUGUCCAAACCAAAAUUCCGCAAAGUGGAGCGUACAUUGAACAUGGAGCUGCGAAACCGUCUAUUGCGUGAAGACUUUAGCGUGCCCGAGUGCAUUGGCAAGUUUGAAUAUUAUAUGAAACAAGCGUCGGGUGAGAAUUUUCCCGUGUAUUACCGAAGAGCGUACGAUGCAACGGCAAUUUCAACAAUGAAAGAGCAAGUGGUACUAAACCCAAACACGGAACCGUUACUAAAUCAUGGCUUCCAGUUUAUCUCAAGCAUGAAAAUCUCUUACGAUGCGUCAAAGUUGUUGCUAAUAGUAGAAAAUAACAACGAACAAUGUCAAGUCGUACUAAAAGACUUAACGACUGGAAAAAUGCAGGUACUGGAGGAUAUUAUUGGGAUUAGAAAUGUGGAGUGGAGUUCCACACCGGAACGAAUCUUCUAUUAUACAAAAGUGGACAAGCACGGACGACCAUUUGCGGUGUAUCGAUACAAUUUGAUGACUCAGACACAGAAACUAAUCUAUGAAGAACAGGACAAAGCUUUCUAUGUGGAUGUAUCGCAAACGAAAGACGAAUGUUUUGUGCUGAUUAAUUGCAACUCGAAAAACACGUCAGAAAUUUACGCACUGGACGGCCACAGCAUUGAUGCACAGCCUCAAGUGUUGCGUCUGCGCGAAACUGGCACGUUGUACUUUGCAGACCAUGCCGCUGGACAGUUUUACAUUGUCACAAAUGCUGAUGGUGCGGUCAAUUACAAGAUUGCUACGUUUACACUCGACGCAGCGGAUGCACACUUGAAAACGUUUAUUCCUGAGCACAAAGACGUAAAGAUUGAAGAUGUGGAUCUGUUUGAGAAAUAUCUUGUGCUUUACGAACGUGUUAACAGUGUACCACGCAUUCGAGUGUGCACACUGGAAAAGCAGAGCAAAGAAGGCGCAAGUACUCCUUAUGAUUACAUCCCGUUGCCCAAAGAGCACGAAAUAUGUCGGGUUUCACCUGGAGUCAAUCGCGAUUAUGCGUCACAUCAUGUACGAUUUCAAGUGUCUACACCCCUUGUACCAGAAAUUGUUUUCGACUACGAUAUGAAGAGCAGAAAGUUGCAAGUGGUUAAGGAGACAGAAAUGACGGAUAGCUCGGUCAAACAGCAACGCGACAGCACGACGACGGUGGCAAAGUCGUCGUUUGAACCGAAAUGUUUCACAUGCCAACGGUGCUACGUGCCUAGUAUGAGCAGCCUAGGAGUGAAAAUUCCAAUGACCCUUAUUCACCGGCGCGACAUCACGCUAAAUGGGAAAAACCCGACACUACUUAUUGGCUAUGGUGCAUACGGCACCAAUCUUGAAGCUGACUUUGAGCUUGAGCAUUUGAGUUUACUGGAGCGUGGGUGGGUGAUUGCACUUGCUCAUGUGCGUGGUGGCGGUGAACUGGGCUUACCAUGGUACCAGGCAGGCAAAGGCAUGCAGAAACGUCACACGUUCGAUGACUACGUAUCGUGCACUCAUUACCUGCUCGAUGCAGGAUUUACGAAUCCCAAACGACUCGCUGGAAAGGGAGUGAGUGCUGGCGGACUAAUCAUGGGGUACGUGGCCAACGAGUAUCCACAGCUCUACCAAGCUCUGAUUAUGAAGGUGCCUUUCGUAGACAUCCUGGCUACUAUGCAAGACCCGACAUUACCACUAACCGUUCACGAAUAUGAUGAAUGGGGUGAUCCCAAUGGGCCGAAGGCUCAUGAGUAUAUUCGAUCCUAUGCACCAUGCGAAAACGUGCGCGAGAAUCAGGUGUACCCUGCAAUGUUCGUGACUGGCAGCCUGAACGACCAGAGAGUGCAGUUUUGGGAGCCUGCCAAGUGGAUGUACAGAAUGCGUAAAGUGCAGGCUUCGCUGUUAAAGCGUGACAAGCGCCUCAUGAUGCUAAAAAUGGGUGAAACUGAUGGUCAUUUCGGCGGUGGUGGUCGUCUAGAACAACUGGAAGAGAGUGCUAUGGAAAUUGCAUUCCUCUAUCAAGCACUACGCCUUCCGUUUCCGCCAGAAUAG